GCAAUAAAUGGGAGUGUGGGAUCAUCCAUUUCGAAAAGUAAAGCAGAUACGGGCCCUCGGCCCACCGUCUAUUAAUUCUGCGUUGGUAUUUUUUUGUGACCCGGAAGUUACUCCCGCCACGCCAAGACCCAGCAAACGUAAACAUUUGUUGAUGUCCACGUAAACGACAAUGGAAUUAAGUUAUGUUCUCUUUUGAGGAGGCAAACGGGUUACACUAAAGGAUGAUGACAUGUCUGUGGACAAGAUAUGCAGGAUAUUUCAGGUUGAUGGCAGCAGUCUGUACAUUACAGAUGAUGCAAACACCGCAACAUUUCCAGAGCCGUCUGGACAUUUUUGCACCCCCAAUCUUAUUCAUCGCGGUCAUUACGAGGUCCACGGAGAUCCAGAUCAAAGUCAGCUUCCUGCAAGCAGAGCCCUACCCACUGCUGCUGUUCCUUUUCCUUUUGCUUCUGCUUCCACCGAAACACCACGACCUUUCCCUGGAACUCCACGAGCUACUGGCCUGUUCCCUGCAAGAUCCUUCCAAAGGACAAUCCAUGUUGCUGAAAUAGUGAAUGACAAGCUCAGUACUUCCAGGACAGUUGUCAUUCGCUUUUUGGAAGCUGAUGCAACCGUUGAACGAAUAACAGCAAAGGUGAAGGAUGCAUUAGGCUGUGAUGAGCCAAUUACCCUGACAGACAGCCAAGGAAAUGAAAAAGUGGACUCAGAUGGCACAAGAAGUUCCCAAUACUGGAAACAGAACUCCAGAAAAAUCUACGCCAUCUCUGAAUAUGACUUUGUAGAGUUCCAGAAUGGAAGAAGAGCUAAAGCAAGUCGAAGGGCUGAAGACAGUUUGAGUGCACAAGAGGUCAUUGGUAAAAUUAACCAACUAAAGCAAGCUGCAGAGAGCCUCCAAGACAUCACUACAACCAUAAACCAGCUGUCUGAGCUUGCAAAGUCCAAAACCACAAUGCCAGAUGCUUGUCUGCACACUUUAAAGGACACAUUCACCUGUCUAAUUUGUAAAGCUCUAAUGGAAGAGCCCAUGUUUUCCACAUGCUGCGAGUCUCUAGUUGGAUGCCGAACAUGUGUGGAGCAGUGGCUGUUAACCGCAGAUCACUGUCUGAAAUGCAGAGCUCAAGAGGUUGACUCUGAGGUGCACCAGGUUAAGGGUAUUUCUGCUUUCCUGUCUUCUUUCAAGGAGAUACAAACAGAGUAACUCAUGUAACAUUGUUUCAGCAAGGAUGGCAUCCAUGUUACUGGAAAGCUACAGAGGCUGCAAAGUUUGCAUUUUAGCAAACACCACAGCUGUUGAUAUUAUUAAUCUGUUUUCUCAGAGGAAUAUGAACUUGUUAAAAGAAUCAUCUGUUGUGGUGUUAUGUUGGAAUGGCAACCUGCAGCUUUCCAGGAACAAUGUCUAACCAUCUCUGGUUUGCAUUUUUCGUUAUCGCAUCGGUUUGAUACAUGGUUGUAAUGUUUAAUCCCGUUUGAUGUUUUAUAAAACAUUUUGGAAUGGAGCAGUUGUUCUUAACAGCAAUUGGACACUUAAAAGUACAGUUUAAAAAGGAAGUAGUUAAAACAGAUUAACUGAUGUUAUGUUCUUUAUUGUGAUCUGCUGAGCUAGAUUUUUAGACAAAAGCUCAACUUCUUUACAUGAAAAUUACAUUUAAAACAAAGACUUUAUAAAAAAAUAAAGAUUGUAAGUGCUGUGUAUUCAUUGUAAACAAUCAGAGUUACUGCAUUGUUAGUGCAAUUUAUCUUGUUAUGGACUGA
Xyrauchen texanus (razorback sucker) is the source of this 1752-nucleotide messenger RNA. RefSeq lists its product as uncharacterized. Lineage: Eukaryota; Metazoa; Chordata; Actinopteri; Cypriniformes; Catostomidae. Bases 230 to 1198 code for a protein of 322 amino acids. The transcript is spliced from 6 exons. The record is from RefSeq and is a predicted model, not a curated record.